Molecule: messenger RNA, 1707 nt
Organism: Megalops cyprinoides (Indo-Pacific tarpon)
Lineage: Eukaryota; Metazoa; Chordata; Actinopteri; Elopiformes; Megalopidae
Gene: vps26c
Product: VPS26 endosomal protein sorting factor C
Exons: 8
Coding region: 77-970 (297 amino acids)
Biological process (GO): intracellular protein transport
Cellular component (GO): endosome
Source: RefSeq, a predicted model, not a curated record
GUACGUUCAGAUAGCUAGAAAGUAAAGGAGCUGUAAAUUUGUAUAAUUUUGCGAUUUGCUUGCAAGACUGAAGAAAAUGAGUACCAGUUUGGACAUAAGACUCAAGCGAGCCAAUAAAGUAUAUCAUGAAGGGGAAGUGCUGGCUGGUGUUGUGGUUGUUAUCUGCAAGGAGGCGGUACAACACCAGGGCAUUUCUCUUACUAUGGAGGGGAUAGUCAACCUGCAGCUCAGCUCCAAGAGCGUGGGUGUCUUUGAGGCUUUCUACAACUCUGUCAAGCCCAUCCAGCUGAUCACCAGCAACAUUGAGGUGGUGAAACCGGGGAAGGUCCCCGGGGGCAAGACUGAGAUCCCCUUCGAGUUCCCGCUGCACGUCAAGGGCAACAAAGUGCUUUAUGAAACCUACCACGGGGUCUUCGUCAACAUUCAGUACACCCUGCGCUGUGAUAUGAAACGCUCCCUGUUGGCCAAAGAUCUGAGCAAGACCUGUGAAUUCAUGGUCCACUGUCAGCCUCAGAAAGGAAAGGUGCUGCCUGGUCCAGUGGAUUUUACCAUCACUCCAGAGACACUGCAGAAUGUCAGAGAGAGAAGCUCCCUUCCCAAGUUCCUGAUCCGGGGCCGUUUGAACGCUACUAACUGUGUGAUCACCCAGCCACUGACAGGAGAGCUGGUUGUGGAGAGCUCAGAGGUGCCCAUUAAAAGCAUCGAGCUGCAGCUGGUCAGAGUGGAGACCUGUGGAUGUGCUGAGGGCUACGCACGAGACGCCACAGAGAUACAGAACAUCCAGAUCGCAGAGGGGGACAUCUGCCACGGCCUGCCCAUUCCCAUCUACAUGGUGUUUCCUCGCCUCUUCACCUGCCCCACGCUCGAAACCACCAACUUCAAAGUCGAAUUUGAAGUUAACGUGGUGAUAGUUCUGCACGAUGACCAUCUGAUCACUGAAAACUUCCCUCUGAAAUUGUGUCGGGUGUGAGGACCGUGCUGAGUGAGAGUGUCAGCCUCUGCCCGUGGCCGCAAACCAUUUCCGGAAUACUGGCAUGGACAAUUUCAUUGGACAACAGAAGUGGAACAAUUUCUUAUAACACAGUGAAUGAACUUCAUAGAACCAGAGUGGACGUUUUUGAUUGUUAUUAAUUGGACUUGUGAUCAAUUAAGCACCACCAGACAAAAAAGAUCAGUGGUUUAUUACUUAAGCUGACAUUAACACGACUGUUGCCAGCCCAUAAAACACUGUUGUUUGUAUUGUUUUCACGUGUAGUAAGUCAAAUUCAAGUCAAGACAAAGAGUGCUCGGCCUACAAAUGGGUUAAAAGCAACUUUAGUUGGCUUUUACUGUUUGUAACCUAUGGUGCCCAAUGUAGUACAGCUCAGCAGUAAUUAAUGAAUCUCUAUUGGUGAAGUCAGCGCUCCAGUGUGGUGACUCCCCUUCCUGGAAAGCCAGAGACUCCAGAUUGGGUGUGAUGGUGUGAAAGUUCCCCUCUCCUUAGCUGUGAGGAGCUGCUUUUAGACUCUACAGCAUGACAAGAGGGAAUCACGGGAGCAAACAUGUAAAUGAGGACCCAGGGUGUUGCUCGGCUUAUUUUGGGUUCCCAGGGAUUCUGUAUAUCGGUGAAUAAAUCAGCUGUGCUUAAACAUGUCUGCAAGUGUUGAUCAAAAUUUAAUUUACACCUGAUUCCCAGUGUUAGAAAUAUCAUGUGUAUAAACAAGCCGU